AUGAGAUAUUAUAAGAUAAGUACAGGAAGUCGUGUGGAUGUGACCAUCACACAGCUGAGAAAAGCUGACUCUGGACAUUAUUGGUGUGGUUUGGACAAUUACUGGGGGGGUCCAUACCAGAAGAUUAAGAUCACCGUCACAGAUGCUCCGCCCCCUUCAAAACCAAAGUUGACUGGCAGACCUGCACCACCACCACCACCAACAACAACAACAACAACAAAAACAACGACACAGAGUUUCAGAAGAAGCUCCGCAUCUUCAUCAUCCUCUACUAAAACUACCAACCAGUCUGAACAGAAGCAAACUGAGCCAACAACAGAUGGAGGUUCAGGUGUGCCGCUGUACGUGGGUCUGACUCUGUUCUUCUUCAUGCUCCUGUUCUCCGUGGCUGUGCUGAUACUCUGCAAGAAAAGAGCCUCUAAACCCAAAGAACAUCCUGAGGAAACAGUGUAUGCUAAUGUCACAGAGACCAGCCGAGAGGAGAUCAGAGAGAGCGACGGACAGAGCAGAUCUGCUCCUGUGGAAAACUCAGCUGACUACAGCGUCAUCACUGCUGCAGCAUCCCGUCCUCUGAGUAAACCUGAAGACGACUCGAUUGAACUCGUCUACACUCAGGUAGAUUUUUCCAACAGAGCAGCCUCCUCACUCAGCAGCGCCCCCUCUGGUCAGGCCGAUAACGUUAUCUACUCUGCGCCUCAGAGACGUACUGAUGCCAAAGUAGAUUCACAGCCUCUGUACUCAACUGUUACUCCACGGCAGAAGCUUUAA
Messenger RNA from Scomber scombrus (Atlantic mackerel), 768 nucleotides. RefSeq lists its product as uncharacterized. The coding region runs from base 1 to 768 and encodes 255 amino acids. Gene Ontology annotation, molecular function: signaling receptor activity. The transcript has 6 exons. Gene Ontology annotation, cellular component: cell surface. The record is from RefSeq and is a predicted model, not a curated record. Lineage: Eukaryota; Metazoa; Chordata; Actinopteri; Scombriformes; Scombridae.